Messenger RNA from Thelazia callipaeda (thelaziosis nematode), 594 nucleotides. The record is from the annotation of a GenBank genome assembly. NCBI's taxonomy places the organism in Eukaryota, Metazoa, Nematoda, Chromadorea, Rhabditida, Thelaziidae.
AUGUUCCUUAUUGAAAGAGUACAACUUUUUGUGAAGAAAGGAAAUGUAAUAUAUGUUAAUGUAUACCGUCUCUUUUUUUUUCUCAACGUUUUUUUGGCAAAUUAUAAUCGUACGUGUACUGGUUUACAUGGCCACGGCAGAGUACGACCUGUUGCAAGAGCUAAUAAUCCUAAUUGCUGGAAAUGUGAGCCAUCUCCUGAAGAGUUAAGUAAAUGUGACGUGAGAUUACUUUCACACGAUCGUGAGUGCGGCAUCUUAGAGAGUAGAUUCGAAGAACAUGGCUAUCAUUGCAUUGUUGAAGUGCUGAAAUGCUUCCCGAAAUUUAGCUCCGCAAAUCGUGCCGAAGCAAGUUUUAUUGUUGCUUCAGGUCGGAUUAUUGAUUCUCCCGACAGUAACGACACGUCUGAGCGUUACUUUCCGCUGAACAGUCCAGCUGGAGUGAGGGAAGUAUUCAUUCCUUGCACUCUGAAUGGUACCUGGGAAGCAGUACUGCCAGCCAGGCUUCGAAUACAAGUUACACAGAUACAAUGUAUCGUUUCUCCACACCAAACUAUGAACCAUAUCUCUCCUUACAUUACUGAAAUUUUUCGUUAA